This is a messenger RNA of Thrips palmi, 585 nucleotides long. RefSeq names its product genetic suppressor element 1-like. The transcript has 3 exons. NCBI's taxonomy places the organism in Eukaryota, Metazoa, Arthropoda, Insecta, Thysanoptera, Thripidae. The coding region runs from base 20 to 514 and encodes 164 amino acids. The record is from RefSeq and is a predicted model, not a curated record.
GGGCCCGCGGCCCCACGAGAUGCCGGGCGUGCCCGCCGCCUACCCCGCGCUGCCCGCGCACCGCCCGCCCUUCGACCCCGCCACCUCCCACUCCAGCUACCUCGCCAGCGCCGCCGCGGCCUCUCAUUUAGGAUCUGCCGUCUCGCCGUUUGGUCGGUUUCCCCCUUCGUUCCCCGCACCAACACCUUCACCCUUUCCUCUUGGAUUUCCUCAAGGUCCUAGAGAAAUGGCGCCCCUUGGCCCUCUGGCAGGAAUCCAUGAUCCAUGGAGACUGCAGAGAGCACCUGCUGGCUUCCCUGUGACGGCUGCUGGCCCAUGGAGUUACAAGUCAGAGGCUUCCGUGUUAGAAGAAAGAAGUCGAGAGCGAGAAAGAGAAAGGGAGCGUGAGAGAGAGAAGGAAAGGGAGAGGGAACGUCAGAGGAGAGAAAGAGAACGAGAAGAGCAAAGGAGACAACAAGAAAGAGAACGAGAAGAGAAGCGGAAACAAGAUGCUGAGCGAGAAAGAGAGAAGUGAGUGUUAAGUUCCUAGUCGAUGCGACUGCUGCUGAUUUUAAUUUUAAGCAUUAGGGUACACUGUAUUCAACU